Molecule: messenger RNA, 1662 nt
Organism: Rhincodon typus (whale shark)
Lineage: Eukaryota; Metazoa; Chordata; Chondrichthyes; Orectolobiformes; Rhincodontidae
Product: sialoadhesin-like
Exons: 3
Coding region: 7-522 (171 amino acids)
Source: RefSeq, a predicted model, not a curated record
UUGCGAAUGAUGUGGUUUGUGCUCUUAUCCCUCCUCCUGUCUUCAGCCCGUGGUAACUUUUACUCUGUAUGGAGUGUCAAUGCUCCCAGGGCUGUAGAAGGGGCAGAAGGUUCGUGUUUGAUAAUUCCUUGCCAAUGUCGCUAUCCCAGAAAUAGCAACCUCCAGACGGCCAUGUGGUUGAAGGGGGAGAAAGUCAAUGGUAUUCUGGUGAUCUCUUCCAAUGGGGACACGGACCCCAGCUUCCAAAACCAAGCCACACUCACAGGCAACAAGCAAAUAGGAAAGGAUUGUACUUUGAAAAUAACUGACUUACAGAAGAGCGAUGAAGGGACCUAUCAUUUUCGAAUGUCUGAUCAGAGUCGGGAAAAUUAUUCAGAUCCCAACGGUGUCUCAAUAAAAGUUGUUGAGAGCCUGCAUGUGAUCCUGAUUUUGGGAAUACGAGCUGGGAUAUUCAUUGUGGCUGUAGCUCUCACUGUUGCUGGUAUUUGCGUCUGUGAGCGACAAGUGGUUAAGGGAAAUUGAAAGGCUGUUUCAAGCUUUGUCACUGCAACCAAAUCACAUGCACCCUUUGGUUAAUAUGCACUAAAUCCACUAAAUGGCACUGCUUAGGAUCAUCUGAGAUCCAGAGAGUUAUUACAGCACAGGCAUAGGCCAUUGAGCCCACCGAGGCCAUGCCAGCUCUCCAGUCAGUCCCAUUUCCCCAGUCUCUCCACAUUGUUCUAGGAGUUUAUUUCCCUCAAAUGUCCAUCCAAUUUCUGUUUGAAAUCACUGAGCAUCUCCCCUUCCACCUCACCUCGUAGGCAGUGAUUUCCAGAUCAUUAUGUCUCGCUGUGUAUAACAGUCCUUCCUCACAAUCCCGCUCUGUAUAUCUGACCCAGAAUGUUCAAUCUGUCUCCCAUGGUCCUUGUAUCACCGUGAGUGGGAACAACUUUCCUUUGUCUCCCUGAUCUAAACCUGUCCCCAACAUGUCCGUGUCAGUCAGACUCCCCUCCCAAUCUCCUUCGCUCCGAGGGGAACAGCCCCAUCUUCUCCACCUGAACCCCGUCCCUCAAAUCCCUGCUCCCAGAAGCCAUUCGGGUCAAUCUCCUCCGUAUCCUCUCAAAGACCCUCACAUCCUUCCCCCUCGAAGAGUCUCACAUCCUUCCUGAAGUGCGGUGACCAGAACUGGAAACUAUAGUCCCUUUGUGAACGAACCUGAGCUUUAUAAAUGUUCAGCGUAACUUCCCUGUUUUUGUCCUCAACAGCUUGAUCUAUAAAGCUCGUAUUCUUUACAUCAGCACAUACAGCAAUUUACCAGCAGACUGCCUUCAGCAAGUGGAGUGCAAUUAAACUUCAGUGUAUGUUCUUCUUACUGUAAAGUGAAAAGCCACAAAUGAGAGCUUUCCCUUCCCCUCCUCAGCAAGCUCAAACUUUUCCUCAUCCCUUCUUCUCCCCAGUGCUGCUGUGUGACCCCAUCAUACCCAACACUGAGUGCAGCCUACAUGGUCGAAUAGUCCUGAACAGAAACAUGACUUCACUCAGACCUGAACAUACUUUCUGAAUGCCGCGUGUUGUUCAUGCAGUGAGGGAUAGCAAGAAACAUGGCAGCUCAGAACAAUUUCACAUGUAUUAACAGAAUGGGAUAAAAUACUCAGGCUGAUCUGUAAAUAAAAAUCAAAUAAA